This is a messenger RNA of Sinocyclocheilus anshuiensis, 4993 nucleotides long. RefSeq names its product usherin-like. The transcript has 23 exons. The record is from RefSeq and is a predicted model, not a curated record. The annotation marks the transcript as partial. Gene Ontology annotation, molecular function: protein binding. Lineage: Eukaryota; Metazoa; Chordata; Actinopteri; Cypriniformes; Cyprinidae. Gene Ontology annotation, biological process: animal organ morphogenesis; tissue development.
GAGCUUCUGGACAUGCGCCUUGGAAGCGGCUGCAGGACUUUGACGGGCCCAAAUCCUAGCUAUCAUGUGAAGGCUUUGGCCUCCUCUUUGACAUUGUGCCAUUAAGCUGCGCUGCCUUACUCAAGGCACUGGACUGUAAAAAUGUCACCACCGGCAUGACCAUCAUUACUUAUUUAAGAUCACUACAUCAGGAGGUAACAUCGCCACCAACAACGAAUUGGCUCCUUGGGCACAAAGGUGCUAUGUUAUUACUGUACACCCUAGGCUUUUAUGCCUCCCUUGGCCUGGCUGCCCCCCAGGGCAACUUCCCUAGGCUCGAGAACAUAGGGGCAUAUAAAUCUGUCAGCACCAUGCCGACGAGGGCCACAUGUGGAAUUCCUGAGAGAAGUACUUUCUGUCAAGCCGUCCAGGUUCAGGAGGAUCUCCACACCUGUAUCCAGAAGUUCUGUAUCCAGGAGUGUCCGUAUAGCUCCUCUACGCUAGACUACACCGACAUCCUCGCCACAAGCGUGGGCGUGUGCUGGAAGGGUGAUGCAUGGGACCACCGUCCAGGCGCGGAGGCCGAUUCCACCAGCUUCAUCUUUCCGACCUCGAGAGGUUGUCCGGCUUCCCCGUCGACUCUAAGCUUCGGCCAAGCGAGCUCAUUUACUCUAACGAUGUGGCUGAAACUCGAGCAAGACACUGUAAUGACUUUAAUGGAAAAGAGCGCUGUGGGCAGACUGGUGCUGCUGGUGACAGUCUCCAAGGAUGACAUUCAGAUCCACUACGGCAUUCACAGCAAACAAAACUUCUCCAUAAGCAUGAAGACUGCAGGUCAUAUUAGCAUAGGCCACUGGACACACAUGGCUCUACAGAUACAUGACACAAGUGUGAGCUUGUUCCUGAACGGUCAAGAGGAUGAUGGCACAGCUUUGGACACACAAACCUUGGCAGGACCAGUAGAUGACAUCACCUCAGAGGGUGCUCUGUGGAUCGGUACAAGUUUUAACGGGUCAAAUCAAUUCAUUGGAAGGAUGCAGGAUUUUAGAUUUUAUCCAAAGACGUUAACCAACAGAGAGAUUGAAGAGGUUUACACUGGACAAUUUCCUCACCUACACACCCAGUCGACAUGCCGCUGCCCUGCCAGCCACCCCAAAGUGCACCCCCUAGUGGAGAGGUACUGCAUCCCCAACGCAGCCAAUGAUACCACCCAUAACAAAGUUCUCCGUCUGAACCAGGAUGCCCACCCCCUGCAUUACAUCAACGACAAUGACAUUGGAACCACCUGGAUCUCCUCCAUCUUUCCCAAUUUAGAGCUGCUGGAGAAAGGAAUAACCAUCACUAUAGACCUGGAGAAUGGACAGUACCAGGUUUUCUACGUGAUACUCCAGUUCCUCAAUGCUCAGCCUGAAGCAGUCCACAUUCAGAGGAAGACAACUGGGAGCUCAGAAUGGAAGGACUGGCAGUUCUUGGCCAAGAACUGCAGCUACUUUGGAAUGGAGGAUAACGGGCCUUUGGAACGUCCUGAUUCUGUAAACUGUCUACAGUUGCCCAGCAACAUACCUUUCUCCCGCGGAAAUAUCACCUUUAGCAUGCUGACACCCGAGCCGAACCUGCGACCGGGCUACAAUGACUUCUACAACAGUGCCGCCCUGCAGGAAUUUGUAAGAGCCACGCAUGUGAGAAUCCACCUCCACGCCCAGUACCACACCCAAGAUCCCGCGGUUCCUUUCCGUCAUCGCUACUACGCCGUGGACGAGAUCACCAUCAGUGGCAGGUGUGAGUGCCAUGGCCAUGCAGACAGCUGUGACACUAGUGUGAGUCCGUACCGCUGCGCCUGCCUCCCAGAGAGCCACACACAUGGAGCUAAUUGCGAGAGCUGCUCUCGUCUCUUCAAUGACAAGCCAUUCAGAGCUGGAGAUCAGGUACAGGCGUACAACUGCCGCCCAUGCCAGUGCUACGGCCACGCCUCUUCCUGCCACUACAAUGCCAGCCUGGAUCCUCACCCUGAAGAUCACUUUAGAGGAGGAGGAGGGGUGUGUGAUAACUGUACACAUCACACCACAGGCAGGAACUGUGAGCGGUGUCAGAGUCUGUUCUACAGGGAGGUGGGUGCACUCCUGUGGGCCAUGGACGUGUGCAAACCGUGUGAGUGCCACAGCACUGGGACCGUCAAUGGCAGUUUAGAAUGUGAAUCGAUCGGGGGGCAGUGUAAGUGCAAGCGACAUGUGUCUGGCAGACAGUGCAAUCAGUGCCAACACAGAUUCUACAAGCUGCAGUCGGCACUGGCUGACGGCUGCCGCGCCUGUAACUGCAAUACCGCCGGGACCGUGCAGCCAGAUAUUACCUGUCACCAGGACUCAGGUCAAUGCCAGUGUAAGGCAAACGUAAUCGGUCUAACCUGUGACCAUUGUAACUACGGCUUCAAAUUCCCCAAUCGCACAGAUCCUGAUGGCUGCAUUCCCUGUGGUUGUGACCCAUGGGGUUCUCUACACCAGUUCUGCAAUCCUUUCACUGGCCAGUGCGAGUGCAAAGAUGGCGUACGAGGCCUCCUCUGUGACACCUGCAUCCCUCACUUCUACAGUCUGAACGGCAGUGGAGUCUGCCUGCCCUGCGACUGCAGUCCAAACGGAUCCAUUCCCGGUACCUCCUGUGAUGCGGUGACCGGACAGUGUAGGUGCAAACCUCACACAGAGGGCCGGCGGUGUGACGUGUGCUGGGAUGGAUACCACAGUCUGCACAGCAGCAACUCCUUGGGCUGUGUGCCUUGCCAGUGUGAGCUCAGAGGCACGGUGAAUGGCUCAGAUGUGUGCGACAAGACCACAGGCCAAUGCAUGUGUAAAAACAACGUAGAGGGACUAAGUUGUAAUCGAUGCUCAUCUCACACCUACAACCUGAGUUCUGCCAACGCCACGCAUGGAUGUCAACCAUGUCACUGUGAUCACAUGGGCACCGUACCUGCAACCGUGUGCAACUCUGUUAGUGGUCAAUGCGUCUGCUUGCCCACACGUUACGGUCAAGACUGUGGAACCUGUAAACCAGGUUUCUUCCUGUCUGAGGCGGGGUUCAGCGAGUGUGAAGUGUGUGAAUGUCACUCGGUUGGAGCGGUGGGGCAGGUGUGUGCUGCCCACUCAGGGCAGUGUGUGUGUGCUCACCCAUCACUGACCGGUCGCAGAUGCGACCAGUGCCAGGAUCUCUUCUUUGGCUUUAAUCCAAGUGUUGGCAGGUCAGUGCCAUGGUCCAACACCUUUAUCUCGGUCAUGUUCGAGAAAGACGUUUUCAUUUAUUACCAUGCAGCAAGAUAUAUCAUCAAAAUGUCACCAGCCAAGAAAGACCGUCUCAUCAUAUGUACAAAUAUCGAGGCACAAUCUGGAGUCAUUUCCUUUGAUAGCUGCAAGCUAUUGGAAUAUUUCAAAUAUGGAGAAUAUCCCCAACAGCAGCCUCCUCCUCUCGGCCAGGUUCUGAACUCCACGGCUAUAGAGUUGAGCUGGAGAGCCCCUGACUCCCCCAACAGCAAUGUACUGAUGUACACACUGCUUCGAGAUUCAGAGAUCAUGCACAUCAGACACAGCCAGCACCCAUUCGGAACUAUGCAUUACACAGAUGCUGAUUUGUCUCCUUACACGGCAUAUUCUUACCAGCUCAUCACUAGCAAUAUCCGUGCUAACACCAGCAGUGCCACGGUCAGCUUACGCACCCUGUCUGCUGUACCUGAGCAAGAGGAACUCCAAUUAACCCUUGUGGGUCGAGCCAAGCCCACCAGCGCCUCCUUUAACUGGACAGAGCAUUUGAACACCACUGGUCCAGUGGACAGCUAUACCCUGAGCUCGAUACAGGAUCUGACCGGAGAAGAGAGGAUCCACUACACAGGACUUCAAACAGAGGCUACCGCUGAGGAGCUGCAACCCUUCACUGGAUACAACUUCAGUCUGCAGGCUUGCACUAACGGAGGCUGCGCUCGCAGCGAGAGUCUGAUCAUACUUACCGCUCAGAUACCUCCUCAGCAGCAGCCUGCACCCACAAUCACAACCAUAGGGUCCUCUCAACUCCAAGUGGACUGGGAACCGCCAGUGUUACCUAAUGGCAUAAUUAUCAGGUAUGAGCUUUUUAUGCAGCUGCAGAAUGAGUCGCAGAGAAACGCCACCAGUUACGGUCCAGAGCAAAGGGUUUUCCUCAGUAGUGGCUGGCAGAACCCGCGGCGGUCGUUGAGCUCGGCCAAUGAGAAUGCUCUAACCCCGCCUGAGAGCAGUACGGUUGUGUCCAAUCUAGAAUCCUUUUCCACCUACCGCUUCAGAGUGCUCACAUUUAACAUGGCUGGCAGUACCCUGUCAGAGUGGGCCAUGGGGCGAACUGCAGAAGGAGUGCCCGAGUACAUGCCCCCUCCUCACGUGUCCCCUGUGUCCUCGUCCUCGUCCUCACUCAGAGUGAGCUGGGAAAUGCCACAGGACAAAGACGUCAGGGGCGAAGUGACUGAGUACAGAGUCAACCUUCACCAAGAACAAAUGUCCAACCCAUACGCUCCACCUAUAGUAACACAGGUGCUGUACAGUGGAUCAGCACAGGAGCGGAGUUACACGGCAGGAGGACUGAAGGCCUAUGAGGAGUACAGUUUUACUGUAACUGUGUGCAACAGACAGGGCUGCGUGAGCAGUCCAUCUGCAUCAAGCCGAACUCUGCCUUCCGCCCCGGCAGGUCUAAGCGCCCCUACGUUAAGACCGCUGAAUAUGACUGUGAUGAAGGUUUCCUGGGAUGCCCCGGCCGAGCUCAAUGGGCCUCAACCUCUGUACCAUGUGGAGCGGACGGAUGUGUCUUUGUCUGACACCCAGGGUCAGGUUAUAAGGGGGAGACGCUUCACAGGGAGUGGCUACUUCAGAUUUCCCAGCUCCACUUUGCCUGUCAACACUGACUUCACAGGGCUCAGUGAGCUCCGACGAGCGAAAUUCCCAGCUGCCGUCCAGCAACAGUACGGCACGGGAUUGCUCGCCCCCUCAAGUGAGGGUGCUACAGCAGUCAG